Molecule: messenger RNA, 1421 nt
Organism: Cataglyphis hispanica
Lineage: Eukaryota; Metazoa; Arthropoda; Insecta; Hymenoptera; Formicidae
Exons: 5
Coding region: 144-851 (235 amino acids)
Source: RefSeq, a predicted model, not a curated record
UGUUUUUAUUUUCAAUCGUCGAGCGAAGAUUACUUGCCUCCUUUCUGUCGAUUAGAAAUUGAAAGGAAAUUGCAGAUUUGUGACAGAUAGUUUUAGAAAUAGGUGAAGAUAGGUGACGACCCACGUGUGUAUAUAAUUACAAAAUGUCUAACAUAUUUAAUUUACUGGGCGGAAUCACCGAAUCUCGCAGAGGCCAAGUGAUGAAACCUAUUGGGCAGUCUGAAAUAUCUCAUGAUAUUAAACUGAAUUCCCUUAAGGCUAUGGGAGGUGCAAAACCAAAAGGAUUAUCAAUAAGAUCCCAUUCUGAUAUGAAUAUAUCUCAUAGCACACAUUCAGUUAAUAUUAAAAAAAAUACAGAAGAUAACAAAGAACAGGAUCGUUUAAAGUUGAAAGUAACACAAAUAGAUAAUGUUGGACGUCCAAUAUCUCCAGGAAAAGAAACAAAGAAACUAUUUGCACAACCAUCCAAGUUCAAAGAAUCUGCUCUAAAAGAAACGACUGUGAUUAAUAAAAGUACAAAAGCUCAAUUAAAUGAAGGUAUUUUCAAGAAACCAUUGUCUUCUAAAAAAAAUAUCAAGCAAUUUCCCAAAUCAGAAAAAUUAGCAUAUUGGCAUGAUGGUCAACAUAAAUUUGAUUAUGAAUAUAUUGAGAUCAUAGAAAAAGAAUUUAAAGACCUAUUUUCUAAGGAGAAAGAGAAUAUAAAGCCUUCUAAAGAAAAAGAACUGAUGCCAGAUUCACCGAUCUUAUUAGAAAUUCCAAAAUUGGCUUUUGAUAGAACUUUUGAUGAAGAACACAAAUUUUUGUUCCAUGAUCUACCUGAAAUAUCUGAUAUAUCCGAUGAUGAUCUGUAGUGAUAACUGUAAUAUAAGAAUUAUUUUAAUAUUGUAACCUUAGCUUCUUAUAAGAGUAGCUGUAAAGUCAAAUUCUGAUAUUAUAAUAAGUUAUUUUCUAUAAAUAGAUAUAUGUUUUUGCAUUGACAAAUAUAGUUAUAAAGCAUUGUAAUUACGUGCACGUUAAAUUAUUUUUAAACGAUAAAAAAAGAAAAAAAAAAUGUAUUUUUUAUAUUAAGCCGACAUUGAAAAAAAAAAUUAUAAAUUGUAUAUGUGUGUGUGUGUGUUUGUGUGUACGCGCGCGCGCGUAUGUAUGUAUACAUACAAUUUAUAAUAAAUUUUUUUUCUAUAGUAUUCACACAUACAAGAAUUAUUUAGAUUACUAAGAAUAUUAUCUUUUUCUUUUAUUAGUAUAAUGUUUUAUUAAAGCAGCACACGCAUAUUUUCUAUGAAUUUGACACAGUUGUAGCAUAUAAUGGCUAAGGAAUGCAGAUAGAAAAACCAUAUUAUUAUUAAAUAUAUUUUAACCUUAAACAUAUUUUACAAAUAUUGCAAAAUUAUAUUUCUUGAAAAAGAGCUAUAAUAUUUUAA